Triticum aestivum (bread wheat) is the source of this 2621-nucleotide messenger RNA. RefSeq lists its product as uncharacterized. The record is from RefSeq and is a predicted model, not a curated record. Lineage: Eukaryota; Viridiplantae; Streptophyta; Magnoliopsida; Poales; Poaceae. Bases 772 to 1746 code for a protein of 324 amino acids. The transcript has a single exon. Gene Ontology annotation, biological process: shoot system development; root development.
AAUGGAGCAGGGGAUCCUUUGGGAUCAUCUCGGAUUCUAAACAAACUUUUUGCCAGAUACAGUACAUACUGGUUGCUGGACUGAUAUAUACGACGUGUGACGAUUGAUUCAGCGAGGCUGGCUGCUAACCAUCAGAGAUUGAGAUUGGGAGAGAUUUUGUUUGCUGUCUUGUCCUUCCUAGCACCUACCUCAGGGAAGGGGUACGUGUCUCUCUCCAUCCAAACAACCAGGGCACUGGUACUACUCUAAUUAUGUUAUUAAUCAGUGCUGUUUCAUUUCUAGGCACGGGCUGAUUGCCUGCCUCGCUGCUACAAAGUGCUGCUGCACAUAGACAUGGUUGCCUCAUCUUGGAAGUUACAUCAAACUGGGUCUUGCAGCUUCUCGCCAUAUCCUUUCUUUCCUUACGAUGUCACGCCACAAGACUAGUAUCUUUCAUCCAGCAGCAUCACGAAUCCCUUUCAUCUGCAGACACAUUCAAGACGUACUCCCAGUCCCAGAUAUUAUUCAUACAAGAGUUCUGUGCUUCGAUUUGUCACAGCUAGCGAUGGCAAUAACGAUGAAGCAACCUUCCAUGUGUCAUACUCAUCUGAACCCAACACACUCUUGAGAAACUGAAUACAAAUAUGGGGGAUCCUGCCUGCCUGCUUCGGAUUGCAGAAACAUGCCUCGACACUAGAGAAAUUUCCACGCACUUGUGUUGUUUUGUUUGCUCUGUUCAUACUCUCAUCUGAACCCAACAGACUCUUGAGCGUGCAUCUCACUCUGCUGCCCAUGAGGGGGAGCCCAUCUAAUUUCAGUUACGAACAAACAGGAUGCUCUCUCGUCUGUCGCCAACGGCACAACAAAACAGAUAAGCAACAGCUUGUCUGGAUGAGAUUCUUGGUGUCCACUCCUCUCUUAAUCAACCAAUUGCUUCAGCCUCUCCCAUAUAAAAUACAGGUACAGCCCCAAGGCUUCACCACCAACAGCCUACAAUUCUCUCCCAUUACUACCAUACACAAGAAAACAUCACCAAACCUUCAGUCCUCAACAAUGGCUUGCCAUCUACGGUCGGCGAGCACGCCCUCCAGCCCUCGCUCCAACAACACACAAGUCGAGCAGCAGCUCCAGAGCCUCAGCUCAACCGUCUCUUCGCCCUCGGCGACCAUCGAUACCAUGUGCCAUGGUUUGAGGAGGCUGGCAGACAUCUACGGCGGCAUCGAGAAGAUGAUCUGCACACCAAGCAGCCAAGCCAGCCUUUGCCACACCCUGCAAAGGGUGGCAGUGGAGGCAGAGCUCGGACGGUCCCUCGUCGUGCUCGACCUCUGCAACGCCAUGCAGGAGACCUUCAUGGAAUUGAAGAUGACUGUCCAAGAGCUAUUGUUGGUUCUCAAGAGAGGAGAAGAGACGUCGGCUCAAGUCAAGGCGUACGUCAGGCUAGCCAAGAAAGCACAAAAGCAGUUCAAGAAGAUUAGCAAGAAGACUGCUUCCGACAAGAAUGAUUCUAGGAUGGUGAUGCUAAUGGCAGAAGCGAGAGAGAUCACCAUCUCACUGCUCGAAUCCACAUCCUCAAUCUUGUCGAAGCAAAUUGAGGUACCCAAGUGUUCGCUUGUCUCCAAAACAUUGCACAAGAGCAAAGCUGUCUGCGAAGAGGAGCAACUGCGGGCAUUAGAGCGCAGUAUCGGAGAUCUUGAGAGCGGAGUGGAGCUUCUGUACAGGAGAUUGAUCCAGAACAGAGUUUCUCUUCUCAACGCUCUUAGUUUGUAGAUACCUUGAGCUCUAGUUCCCUGCGGUUGGCAUCCACCUUUUAAAGGAUUAGUCAAUCAUCAUGACGACAAUUUUGGUAGUAUGUAGAAUUGUGGAUAUAUGCAUAAAGUUCACUUAACCGUGAAGCAAAGCGAAACAUUUUUGGAAAUUUCAUAUUUUUUGAAACUUAUCAUUUAUUCUGAUUAACCGACUGUUUCUUAAACAGACAAGUGACUAGCUGACUUGGUUUCUCAUAACUGGAAGAAAAGGUCUCUCUCCUCAAACAUACUGUCUAUUUACAAGCAACAGAACAAUUAAUAACAUAGAAUUUGGGGCAUUCCUGUUAUAUAAAAUGUUGUCUAGUUUACGAUUUUACUCUAGCGAUGUUACAAGAAGUAAUGGUGUCUCUAAUGGCCUAUUGGUCUCAGGUAAUUAUUUGCCAAGGGUCAUAUUAGUCAGAGUCACAGGUGCCUCAAGCUCUAGCAUGCUGAAACAAGCCAGGUCGAAUCCACGACCUAUAACCUUGUGAUUAUGCAUUAUCAUUACCGAGGGGAAUAAUACCUAAUGAAACUGAUAAAGGGCAGCCCCAGUGCAUGUAGCUCCCGUUUGCGCGGGGUCUGGGGAAGGGUCCGACCUAAUGAAACUGAUGACUAACAAUAAUCAGGCCAACACAUGCACCAAUAAUACUGAUCAAAACAAAUCCACUGAAGAUCCUUAAUUCUUAUCAUGUUGUUGUACCUUCCCUUCUGCUUCCAAAUGAUACAAUGAACUUCACGUUUUUAUCACUGUACUGGUUAUGUUCAAAAAAUUUGGAAGCAUACACCAUGAAGUAAUAUGUGCAACCAGAAGUCGACCAAACCAACGUCACUUGUGCAUUUUUAGUUUUUGCGACCAUA